GAUCUUUAAGUUUUAGUGGCCUUUUAAGACCCCACAACACAGUCACUCCUGGCUGGGUCAUAAUAAUGGCUCUCUCAGCUUUCUCACAUACAUCCCACACAUUAUUCACCAGUGUAACCAGGCUAUGUAUACCCUCCUUAGCCACUUUCAUUUGGCCACUGGGUUCACGUCACCUAUAUGCUCCAGCUUCAAUGGGACUUGAAAACUUUGUAUCCCUGAGACAGAAGACUGAGAUUCAGUUUACCAAUAAGAAAGAAAAAUUUAAAGAAAAAAUGGAUAAGCUGAUGCAUUCUAAUGAUAAUGUCAUGGUAUUCACAGAAGAUCUUAAGAGUGCUGUAUUUCUAGCAGAGGCGACAGAGAAAGAUCUUUCUCUGGUUUUAGAAAUGGCAAAGAAGUUCAAUCAGCAGUAUCAGGGUCUUCGUUUUGGAGCAUAUGUGUUCGGCCCAGUGGUAAUGCGAAUGUAUCAUUACCUAAACCAGCCUGAUGCAGCUUUAGCAGCAUUAAAGACCAAGGAGUUGGAUGGGUUUUUUGAUCAGAUGAUAUCAUACCACAUAGCAAUGGACUUGUUAUAUAAAAGUGAGAAAUACGAAGAUGUAUUGGAUGUGUUUGAACUAGUGCAAGAAAAACGAAUUGCUGGAGUAAAAUACCCCAAGAAUUGCUUCACCAUUGCUGUAGCCACUUUCUACAAAUUGAAUACACAAGAUAGCUUGAUGAAGGUGCUGAACCUGUUUGAUAGUGCUGAGGAAUAUGGCUUAUUUAUCAACCGCCGCAUCAUCAUGUUUGCAGCAGCACUCGCCCUGAAACAAAACCAGCCUCAUAUUGCUUUGGAACUGUUGUUGAGAGCAGAUUCUGUUACUCACAUUUCAAUUUGCUCUAUGAAAGUAAUUGCUUUGUGUGAGCUUGACCGGAUUGAGGAUGCACUUCCUCUCUUGCGCUCACUGAUACAGAUAGAUCUUCCUGCCACCAGCAGAUCAUCAGGAGAUUUUUACAUUGUAGAAGAAGCAGUGUUGACAGCAGAAACUGCUUCACAGAAAACUGGGAAAAAAGAAUUAAUUGCAGAGUUUGAACACAUUAAGAAAAGUCUUCUGGAAAACAACAGUAUUUCUGAUAAGACAUUGGACAUGAUAUUAUCAGAGCCCAUUGAAACAUUCAAGAUGCAGGAAUCCAGGCAGCAAGAAAAGGCAAUGCUAGCUGCCUCAUUUUAUGGGAGAGGAAAGCGACCAGUACACCAUUCUCGCAGACAAGGCUUGUUUGAUUAUGAGUAAUUAUGUUAAUGUGUGACCUAAGAUAAUGAGAAAAUGAAGCUUCAGUGUACAGCAUUUUAAGCAUUAUUUAGCUAUCCACUAUUGAGUACCUCAGCUUAAUAUACAUAAUUUGUGUUAAAUCCAUAUGGAUCAUACAGCAUUGCUGCCAUUUUUCAGGGUUUAUAUUUUAAGAAGCCUGAUCAAAAGCAUUAACCAGAGAUGCAACAAUCAAAAAACUGCAACCAGUGGCAUAGCAAAUCCAUAACAUGUUAAGCAGUUUUGCUGCAGCAAAAACCACACCUUAAGCAGUGGCAUUUUUGUAUUUUAUAGGUUUACCUGACUGAAGAAAAUUUUACCCUCCUAUAACCAGUGCUGACAAGAUCUUCAUAUUAAUAAUAUGUACUAUUAUAACUCAUGGGGAAGCAUUGAAGCCAUAAUGUUUGUAGUACCUGGGAUACAGAAAUCAGAGGAAAGUUAGUUUCAGUUCCUUGCAUCAAGGCAUCCUCAUCCUUGAUUGUAUGUAAUUAUUCAAUUUAAAGGAGUUUAAUUUCAAAUUUUGCCAAUGAUUACAUUACCUUAAGUGUCAUUUACUGAACAGGGCCAAUAGAAAUUACUUUUCCUUUAAAAACCAUGUUGCAAAGGAAGGGGUCAGGGGCAUUUAGAAUUUGUCCAAGGAAAGGGAGAUUUAAUUCCCCAGAUCUAGGACCCCUUUGCCAUGGAAAGGCAGCAACUUUGAAAGGUGCCACAGUAGUGGUUUUAAUUUGCCUUCAUUGGAUGAAAUCUUUGUUCCCCAGGUGCAACAUGUCCUCCACUAGUAUAGAACUUCCACUAAGGUACAGCAAAUUUAGCCAUGCACAAAACCUUAAUCUAGGGCAUACAGUAGACUAGUGUAGAUGUAAAAUAGAAACUUAAAUUGUACCGUAAGAAAUGUGUGCUCGUGUAUUUAAAUUUUGUUUAGGGAUGUUUAGUACAUUUGAUGUAAAAUAAAUUUUAUAUAAUUUUUCACAAUUGGGUCCUUUAUCAGCCAUUUAGGAAUGUUAUUUCUACACAGUUAAUGGCUGUAGUCAUGAUUUUAAUCCAAGGAAGGGAAAGGGGCUGAAUUUUUCUUUCCACUGCUUUUGCGAUUAGUAAAAAAAAACGAUCAGACUUUCCCCACAAAUGUUCUCCCACUUCCUUCCCUUUCCACACCAUGGCUGUGAAACCUCGAACCAUUAUCAGAAAAAUAUUCAGUACAUUAAAAUUACUUAUAAAAUUC
Messenger RNA from Cherax quadricarinatus, 2499 nucleotides. RefSeq names its product pentatricopeptide repeat-containing protein 2, mitochondrial. The record is from RefSeq and is a predicted model, not a curated record. Gene Ontology annotation, molecular function: RNA binding. Lineage: Eukaryota; Metazoa; Arthropoda; Malacostraca; Decapoda; Parastacidae. Gene Ontology annotation, cellular component: mitochondrion. Gene Ontology annotation, biological process: multicellular organism development; regulation of mRNA processing; mitochondrion organization.